Molecule: messenger RNA, 1697 nt
Organism: Rhodofomes roseus
Lineage: Eukaryota; Fungi; Basidiomycota; Agaricomycetes; Polyporales; Fomitopsidaceae
Product: major facilitator superfamily domain-containing protein
Exons: 7
Coding region: 249-1595 (448 amino acids)
Biological process (GO): transmembrane transport
Molecular function (GO): transmembrane transporter activity
Source: RefSeq, a predicted model, not a curated record
UUCCGCUGCCCCUGCUGGCUCGUCCGCGAUCGUCCCUCCGAGUCUGCCAAAUGGGGCAAAGGCCCGUCUCUCAAAUCCUCGACUCGGAAUUGCCGCCACUGCUCAGGUAUAAUCGCGGCCACCGUCCCAACUUGGUGGAGCAAAUGGAGGCGUCGCUCGCCGUCUUAUAUACCAGUGUACCGUUAUGCAGCUGCGGCCAACUUCACCGCUCCCUGUUUCUGUAGACCCCGUCCAUUGACGAAGCUACUAUGAACUCUGCGGCACCGACAAUCAAGAGCUCCCUUGAGCAGGAGACUGAAAAGGGCGUGUCUCCUCAGCCACUACAAGAAGCUGUUGAUGCCGAGCCGGACGUCGACGAGCCUCCCGAUGGUGGUUUGCAAGCAUGGAUGACCGUUGCCGCUAGCUUUCUCGCCAGCUUCAUGGCGUUUGGUGCUGGGAACGUCUGGGGUGUCUACCAGGACGCGUACAUGAGUGACACCAGCUCGCGCUUCUCCAACGUAACAAGCCUCUUCAAGAUUGGAUUCGUAGGCGGCACGGCGACUGGCUUCGGCUUUGCUGUUGGCCCAUUCGGUAAUGUCCUUGUGUCGCGCUUCGGCAUCCGAGCACCAGUGCUGCUCGGUGUGCUCAUGAUGUCGGUCGCGCUCCAGCUUGCGUCGAUCGCCACAACGUAUUGGGAACUCCUGCUUUCUCAGGGUAUCAUGUUCGGUAUCGGAAGCUCUCUAGCGUAUAUCCCUGCUAUUGGCCUUCCCUCGCAAUGGUUCAACAAGCGUAGAGGACUAGCAACGGGUAUCGCAAGUUCGGGCAGCGGCGUCGGCGCCGUCGUGCUCGCGCCAAUCGUACAAGCCGCCAUCGACGGCCUCGGCAUCCCCUGGGCCCUGCGCAUCGUCGGCUUCCUGUGCUUCUGCUUCGGGAUGCUCGCGCUCGGCCUCCUCCGCCAGCGGACCAACGCGCACAAACGGGUUCAGUAUAAGCUGUUCGAUCUGACCGUGCUCCGAACGCCGACCUACCCAUUCUAUCUCGCCUUCGCGUUCCUCCAGUUCUUCGGCUUCAUCGUGCCGAUAUUCUACAUCCCAGGCUAUUGCACGGCACUGGGCAUCUCGGGCACGAACAACUCUGCGGUUCUGUCCGUGACGGCGGUGGUCAACUCGAUCGGGCGAAUCAUUGCAGGGAGGCUUGCAAACCAGGCGGGCGUCGUGAACGUCCUUAUUGUGUUCAACUUCCUCUCAGGCGUGAUGUGUCUCGCCGUCUGGCUCGUCGCAGAAGACAUUGGGGUCAUGAUGGGAUUCGCCGUCCUCUGGGGCCUGUUCAGCGGUGCGUACUGGGCGUUGGCUGUGCCUGCAUCUGCGAAGAUCAUCGGGAUGGAGCGGCUCGGCUCUGCGGUCGCGAUCCAAUAUCUCAUGAACGUCAUCCCGCCCAUCUUCGCCUCUCCCAUCGGUGCACGGCUCAUCUCGGCGCUACAGAGCGGUGUGUCAGAGGAGAGCCGCGAGGCGUACAGGUACCUUAUCGUGUUCAGUGCGCUCACGUCCGUCGUGGCGUCCCUGCUGCUCGUGCCCGUCAGGCUGCGUUAUAGCCGGCAGUUGAUAGCAAAAGUCUGAUGUGUUCCCAAUGCCGUCGCACGCCAUACAUUGACUACUCACGUCCAUCUUUCAAUGUCCACGAAGUCAUCGAAGUGAAGACAAUCUAUGUGGUACGUCUAG